Messenger RNA from Mus musculus (house mouse), 2540 nucleotides. It is a transcript of the gene Ift57, whose product is annotated as intraflagellar transport 57. The transcript has 11 exons. Gene Ontology annotation, cellular component: photoreceptor connecting cilium; intraciliary transport particle B; cilium. The record is from RefSeq and is marked provisional. NCBI's taxonomy places the organism in Eukaryota, Metazoa, Chordata, Mammalia, Rodentia, Muridae. The coding region runs from base 45 to 1334 and encodes 429 amino acids.
GAUCCUGGCCGGAGCCCAGCCGGGCGCUGGGGGUCUGAGCAGGGAUGGCCGCCGCGGCCGCGGUGAUCCCGCCGUCGGGCUUGGACGAUGGGGUGUCUCGGGCUCGCGGGGAAGGCGCAGGGGAGGCUGUGGUGGAGCGCGGGCCAGGAGCGGCCUACCACAUGUUCGUGGUGAUGGAAGACUUAGUGGAGAAGCUGAAGCUGCUCCGCUACGAGGAGGAGCUACUCCGAAAGAGCAAUCUGAAGCCCCCGUCCAGACACUACUUUGCUCUGCCUACCAACCCAGGCGAGCAGUUCUACAUGUUUUGCACUCUUGCUGCGUGGCUGAUCAACAAAACUGGCCGUGCCUUUGAGCAGCCUCAAGAAUACGACGAUCCCAAUGCAACUAUAUCUAAUAUACUCUCUGAGCUUCGCUCUUUUGGGAGAACUGCAGAUUUUCCUCCUUCAAAAUUAAAGUCUGGUUACGGAGAACAAGUGUGCUAUGUUCUUGAUUGCUUAGCUGAAGAAGCUUUAAAAUAUAUUGGUUUCACUUGGAAAAGGCCAUCAUACCCAGUGGAAGAACUAGAAGAAGAAACUGUUCCAGAAGAUGAUGCCGAGUUAACAUUAAGUAAAGUGGAUGAAGAAUUUGUGGAAGAGGAGACAGAUAAUGAAGAAAACUUUAUUGAUCUCAACGUUUUAAAGGCCCAGACCUAUCGCUUGGACACAAACGAGUCUGCCAAACAAGAAGAUAUUUUGGAAUCUACGACAGAUGCUGCGGAAUGGAGCCUAGAAGUUGAGCGUGUACUACCGCAGCUGAAAGUCACGAUUAGGACUGACAAUAAGGAUUGGAGGAUCCAUGUUGACCAAAUGCACCAGCACAAAAGUGGGAUUGAAUCUGCUCUGAAGGAGACCAAGGGGUUUUUGGACAAGCUCCAUAAUGAAAUUAGCAGGACUCUGGAAAAGAUUGGCAGCCGAGAAAAGUACAUUAACAAUCAACUUGAGCACUUGGUUCAAGAAUAUCGUGGGGCCCAAGCCCAGCUAAGUGAGGCAAGGGAGCGCUACCAGCAGGGCAAUGGCGGAGUAACUGAACGGACCAGACUCCUCUCUGAGGUUACAGAAGAAUUAGAAAAGGUAAAGCAAGAAAUGGAAGAGAAGGGCAGCAGCAUGACGGACGGCACUCCUUUGGUGAAGAUUAAGCAGAGCUUAACCAAGCUGAAGCAAGAAACUGUUCAGAUGGACAUUAGAAUCGGUGUGGUGGAGCACACGCUACUUCAGUCAAAACUCAAGGAGAAGUGCAACAUGACCAGGGACAUGCAUGCAGCUGUCACCCCAGAGUCAGCAAUUGGCUUCUAUUAAACACGUGGGCUUCCAUGCUUCUGAUUAUUUCGUUUUUAUAUCAAAUGAUUUUUUAAUGUUGCAUUGAUUUCCAAACACAAUUUAUACUUCUUCAAGCAUAUUCAGUGGGUAUUUUUGCACAUGUGUUAAUAUCAUGGUGAUUAUGAUGGCCAAAGCCUGUACAAUGAAUAUAGUAUUUAAUAAAGUACUUAAAAUUAUCAUGUUCAGAGAAGUGUUCACUGGCAUUACCAAUGGCAUACUGCUGCCUGGUGGCUCAUUAGUAUUUUUUGUCUAAGUGACACAUGGAUCAUGUGUAUCCUGUGACCCUCUGGACUACUGACAGAGGACUGGUACCUCUGAGGAUGCCCAGAGCUGGUACCAUUCUACAGUGACCACUAGUACUUACAUAUUAGAGAAGCUAAGAAUAGGAGUUAGAGUUCUUCGUAGGAAGCCAAACUUUCUUGCCUCAUCUCUAGAGUUGAUAUUACCACCUCCUUAACUGUAAAAACAAGAAAGUUCAGUAUCCACGUUAACAGGUGAAAUCUAGUAUUUGAAAUAGUAGCUCUGCCAUAUUUGGCUCAGCUACUGUAACGAGGGAAACGAUGCCUAUGCCUGUGUCUGCAACCUAUGCAUUCACAUGGAGUCAGCUCUGCAAACAUGGUUCUGUAGAAGCCACCAUGAUGAAUCCCAUGGUCACCCUCUGGUAGUGACAGUCCUUUAUUAGGCACCCUACUCAGCAAUUUUUCUAGACUAUGAUUUCUAAGUCAGCCACAUAAGCAUUAUUGAAGAGUAGCUUUUCUGGGCUGGGGGUCUGGGUCAGUUAGCACAGUUCUUGUCUGACAGGCAGGCUCUGGAUUUGAUCCUCAGCACUAUAGAAACAAGUUGGUGAUGCACACCUAUGAUGUAGCUCUCCAGGUGAAGCAGGGGACUGAAGUUCAAACUCAUGGACCGGCAAGAUGACUCAGUGGGUAAAGGCUCUUGCUACUAAGUCUAAUAACUGGGGUUUUAUCCCCAGCUCCAGUGGUUUGUACACAUGUGUACACCUAGACACAAGUGUGCACACAUAGACACACACACACAAUAGGUAGGUAGAUAGACAGAGAGACAGACAGAUACCCUUCAUUAGUUUGAAGAAGUAAAAAUCACUUCAUAGUAAAUUUUGACUUAAAAAUGCUUACGUUUAUUUUUAUGUUUAGGAAAAACAUAUUAAAAUAUAAUUUUAAAUCC